CCAAUUGCUAUUUCCCGCCCCGCACAGCUACGUCACGGCGAAAAUCGGACAAUUGAAAGUUGCGACAAGAAACGUCGUUCAACCUUCAAUCUUCACGGCUCAAAUACAGAAGAAGCUACCAAUCAACCACCAUGCUGCUGGCAGGGUCAAAAAAGUCUCUCGCGUUUGAUUCGAUUGGUGAAGGAGGCGUAGCGCUCCUGCCGACGGAGCCAGAAGACAUGUGGCACGCAAAUAACCUGAUCGCGGCCGACGAUGUCCUCAAGGCGCACGCGGUGCGCAAGGUAGUGGUCGAGAGCAAGACGGGCAGCACGUCGUCGCAGCGGGUACACACGGAGCUCACCAUAAAGGUGACGUCGACCUUCUUCGACCCGGCUGCGUCGGCGCUGCACGUGUCGGGCACGGUGACUUCGGAGAACAGCUUCGUGGCCCUGGGCCAGUACCACACGCUCGACCUGGAGCUCAACCGGCCCUUCACGCUGUGGAAGCGGCACGGCUGGGACUCAGUCGCGGUCGAGACGCUGCGCAACGCGCUCAACCAGGACAAGGACGGCGCCGUCGCGGCCGUGGUCAUGCAGGAGGGGCUCGCCAACAUCUGCCUCAUCACCGACUUCCAGACCCUGCUCAAGCAGCGCGUCGAGAGCAGUGUGCCGCGCAAGCGCGCCGCGAGCAGCGAGACCGAGGGCGGGAUGCGCAGGUUCUACGAGAAGACGCUGUCGACGCUGCUGCGCGCCGUCGAGUUCGGGGGCGAGUCGAGGCCGCUGCUGCUCGCGUCGCCGGGCUUCGUGGCGCAGGACUUCAAAAAGUACAUAAGCGAGGAGGGGGCGCGGCGCGCCGACAAGAUGCUGCAGCGGCUGGCGCGGGAGGCCGUGGUGGUGCACUCGAGCUCGGGCCACCUGCACUCGCUCAACGAGGUGCUCAAGAGCGCCGAGGUGCAGGCGCUGAUGCGGGACAAGAAGUUCAGCCACGAGACGGGCUACAUGGACGACUUCUUCACGCGGAUGCGGCGCGACGACGGCCGCGCGUGGUACGGGACCGGCCCGGUGGAGAAGGCGGUGCGCGAGGGCGCCGUGGGCCGGGGCGGCGGCGUGCUGCUCGUCAACAACGCGCUGUUCCGCAGCCUGGACAUCGCGACGAGGCGGCGCUAUGUCGCGCUCGUGGACAAGGUCAAGGAGGAUGGAGGCGAGGCGAGGAUACUGAGCAGCGAUCACGAAAGUGGGCAGCGCCUAGAUGCCCUCGGCGGCAUCGCCGCUACUUUGACCUACCCAAUAUUCGAUCUGGACGAGGAAGGCGAGGGUGAGGCAGGGGCGGAAGAUGGCGGAGGUGCAGAUGGGAACGGGGCAGCUAUUAUUUGACUCUAGAACGGGUGGGAAAGUUGGGUGCAGUUCUUUUCUCGAGAUACCUCCAAUACAUUUCGCAUUUUUACUUCAACGA
Messenger RNA from Gaeumannomyces tritici R3-111a-1, 1431 nucleotides. RefSeq names its product translation factor pelota. The record is from RefSeq and is a predicted model, not a curated record. Lineage: Eukaryota; Fungi; Ascomycota; Sordariomycetes; Magnaporthales; Magnaporthaceae. The transcript has 2 exons. Gene Ontology annotation, cellular component: cytoplasm. Gene Ontology annotation, biological process: nuclear-transcribed mRNA catabolic process, no-go decay; nonfunctional rRNA decay; ribosome disassembly. The coding region runs from base 132 to 1352 and encodes 406 amino acids.